AGAAGAAGAAGAAGCAAAAAAACAACAACAACAAAACAAAGAAACGGCUGGGCUGCGCGUCACUCAACCAACCAACAAAGUCAGACAUUCUUCUCUUUCUGGGAGCUUGAAAAAACUUCUUUGACCCUCACCUCGGUAGAAAUAUGGCGAUGAAGAGCUUGGUGGCAUUCCACUCGCAGCUUGCCGCCAUCAUGGACGGUCUGACCCGGGCCGCCGUGGCGGAGAUCAGCCACCUGGUAGACGAAAGCUACGCCGUCCUCCAACUGGAGAUCAGCCGCAGUCGCCAGGAGAAUGAGGCCCUGAGGAGGAAGCUGGACCUCAUUGAGACCAUCGUCGCAAGGGGGCACGACGGUGGGCGAGUGGCCGUGCUGGGCCCCGGGAGCCAGGAGGACCCCUGUGGAAAGACCGGGGACUCAACCACCGUGUGUGUAACAUCAUCAGGAGUCUCCAAUUCAGAAAGCGGUGGAAGGAGAAGUGGGCCGAGCGUUUCCUCCGCACAAGCAGCAGAGGCGAGUGAAGGGGAUGUUGUGAUCAAACAGGAAGUGGCCAACUACACCCAUGGCCAGAAGCUCAUUGAUGAGGACGGAGCGGUGCUGCAACCAUCGCCAGAUGACGGUCAAGGAGGUCCAUCUGGCACGUCUGCCACCCCAUCAGCUGAUGUGAAGCCUUGGGAAAAUAACGACAACCACCUCGUCGAGCCUCACAGUUCCGUCAGUGCUCCAGAGUCUCCGGGUCUAGCAGGUGGUGCCGGCGACGCAACAGACAUGUUUGAUUUGGCCUCCGAGUCAGACGAAGAAGUCUUGUCUGCAGCGCAGAGGAAAGGAUUGGUCUUAGCUUCAGGAGGUCGUACCACGGGUGAACUGAACCGGGUCGACUCGCUGCCUGCCUCAUGGUCCGACAACAGCGAGGUGGACUUCUGCCCUCCAUGGGCCAAUCAGGGCCUGCCGAGCGUAAUGGCUGUCUCUCACAGGCAGCAUCUAGAGCGGGACCACCGGCCGAUGACAUUAGAAAAGAUGUCUGACUUAACCACGGCUUUCCCUUUAGCGCUGGGCCUGGUGGCGCAUAAGCUGGAGGCUCUGGAUCAGAACCGCCUCAACAGACGCUUCGUCUGCAACUAUUGCGGCAAAUGCUUCACGUCCUCACGCAGCCUCGAGACGCAUGUGCGCGUUCACACAGGCGAGCGUCCGUACAGCUGCGGCCAGUGCGGGAAGCGCUUCACGCAGUCGGGCCACUUGAAGACCCACCAGAGUGUCCACACGGGCGAGAGACCCUUCAGCUGCCAGCACUGCACCAAGAGGUUUGCUGGCAAACAGAACCUCCGCAUCCACUUGCAGAAACACCACCCUGCAGAGCCAGCACACCCCGCCCCCCUCCACCUGCAGGAAGGGUGAAUCUCCUUCCCAAAUAAAUGUACUCACGCUUUUGUGUGAUAAGUUUUAACUUAUUGUAGACCUUCAACCGUCCUGAUGGUGGCUUCAUCAUCAUGACUUCACACUGUGUGGCCUUCCUGUAAGCACUUCCUGUAAGGCUGACAGCUGAGCCCUGUAAACGGACUCACACUGACUACGGUGCAGCUCCGAUCCUGAUCCAGCCCAGAUUGAUGCAAAGUGGCACUCGUUGACUGAAAACCGCUGUAGCCAGAGCUGCUCUGCACGAAGCUAAUGUGAACCUACAACAGGGAUUUAAAUCUUCCAGAAUGCCGGAGGCUGCAGCGGAUUCAGGCCCUGUUCACACAUAAGCGGGUAUCUCAUCAAACAAAGUUAUUUUUCCACGAUUUGGCCAAUCCACACGAGCCUGCAGGUUUUCAAAACCUGUUGGGGUGGACACCAAUAACCCAAUGCAUUUAUAGGGUUACACGUUGGUUUGUUUGUUUUUUAAUACAAGGUUGCGUGGACAUAAUGUUUUUCAUAAACAGACGGUAAAAUAAGCGGUUUUAAAAAUAGCCUGCAACGUGUAGACAAGUCCUCAGUGUGAGCCUGGGGUGAGAAAUUUGUUGACAGUUGGGUUUGCCACAACAGCAUGUUUGUUUCUUAAUAAAAAGGUAACUAAAAUAAACUACAACUUUGAGUGUUGAACCAAGUGCAUUCAAUGGUUGAUCCAUCCAUCUUCUAUACUGUUGCCAGCCAAGCGUAGGGCACAUAUAGACAAACAAUUAUUCACACUCACAUUCAUACCUUGGCAUAUACCACAAUGAUUUGGGGAUGUAUCGCCAUAUGAUGAUAUAAAACAAUAUCAAAUUUUAAUCCAGUGGAGUCUUGUAUCAAAAGCUACAAUCCUUAAGGCAUGUAAUGAAAUACACUUGUCUCAAAUUGAAAAGCACGAUUAUUUAUCGCUAACAAACUGUAAAACUUUCUAAUGGAAUUUCAGCCUCUGCACGUAUUGCUACUAAAUCUUCACCGAACUAUAAUGCC
This is a messenger RNA of Doryrhamphus excisus (bluestripe pipefish), 2411 nucleotides long. RefSeq lists its product as uncharacterized. Gene Ontology annotation, molecular function: DNA-binding transcription factor activity, RNA polymerase II-specific; RNA polymerase II transcription regulatory region sequence-specific DNA binding. Gene Ontology annotation, cellular component: nucleus. Gene Ontology annotation, biological process: embryo development; regulation of transcription by RNA polymerase II. NCBI's taxonomy places the organism in Eukaryota, Metazoa, Chordata, Actinopteri, Syngnathiformes, Syngnathidae. The record is from RefSeq and is a predicted model, not a curated record.